Messenger RNA from Stegastes partitus (bicolor damselfish), 1915 nucleotides. RefSeq names its product ras-related protein Rab-9A-like. Gene Ontology annotation, molecular function: GTP binding; GTPase activity. Gene Ontology annotation, cellular component: lysosome; late endosome; phagocytic vesicle. Bases 233 to 838 code for a protein of 201 amino acids. Gene Ontology annotation, biological process: retrograde transport, endosome to Golgi; Rab protein signal transduction. NCBI's taxonomy places the organism in Eukaryota, Metazoa, Chordata, Actinopteri, Pomacentridae. The record is from RefSeq and is a predicted model, not a curated record. The transcript is spliced from 3 exons.
GGUCCCGGUCAUAUGAGCGUCAUCAGCGGCUCCGGGGCCGGAGAGCAGCGCGGGGACACCGGAGCGCCAUGUCACCGCCUGUCAGCAGCGAUCUGCCGGCACUAACGGGAGGAGUUUAGGCGCUGGGACCCGGUAGCGACCUCCACACCGACAGAUUGCUGACGACAUGAUCCAGAUGUGACGGUCAGAGUUCUUCCUUGAUCCCGUUCAGUCUCAGUAACCCCAGAACACCAUGAUGUCCAAGUCGGCCCUCCUCAAGGUGAUCCUCCUGGGCGACGGCGGCGUGGGCAAGUCGUCGCUCAUGAACCGCUACGUCACCAACAAGUUCGACUCGCACCUCUUCCACACCAUCGGCGUGGAGUUCCUCAACAAGGAGCUGGAGGUGGACGGGCAGCGCGUCACCCUGCAGAUCUGGGACACGGCGGGCCAGGAGCGCUUCCGGAGCCUCCGCACGCCGUUCUACCGCGGCUCCGACUGCUGCCUGCUCACCUUCAGCGUGGACGACGGCCAGAGCUUCCACAACCUGGCCAACUGGAAGAAGGAGUUCGCCUACUACGCCGACGUCAAGGACCCCGACAAGUUCCCCUUCGUGGUGCUGGGCAACAAACUGGAUGUUUCCGAGCGGCAGGUGUCGGGGGAGGACGCCCGGCAGUGGUGUCGCGAGAACGGCGGACACCCGUACUUUGAGACGAGCGCCAAGGACGCGACGAACGUGGCGUCGGCGUUCGAGGAGGCGGUGCGUCGCAUUCUGGCGUCGGACGACAGAGAUGAUCACCUGAUCCACACCAACACGGUGGACAUACAGAAGAAGAGUCACCCUGAGCCCAGCUGCUGCUGAGGGGCGACCCACAUGGAGGUCACGUGGGGCAGUUUGAGGAACUGGUUGUGCAGCUCCAGCGUGUACUCAGAAUCAACCAAUCUUUGUAUUUGUCAAAUCUUAUGUAUUUUUGCAGCAUCAGGACACAGAAACCUCCUCUGGAUUCCCUUUUAGACAGAAAAUGAUUGAUUUAUGAAGAUGCUAGUUAGUAAAAUAUCAUCCCUGCUGCAGUUUUGCAGAUUUUUUGACAAACCUCAGGAGUUCCCACCACUAGUCGAUGCCUUAAAUUCACACACUGAGCUCAAUUGUUUAAAAUAUGAGCAACUUUUAGGGGUUUUCAGUGAACUCCAAAGUCUCUAAACACAAGAUUUCCUCAUUCAAAGGCCAAAACCCAGCCUUGACGUCACUGAUGGAGCCGUGGCUACGAGUUUCAGCCACAAAAAGAGAAGUCCUGCGGGUGUUUUUUGCGCCACGAGGCGGUUUGAAGUACAAGAGGAACGCUACGCACUCAGGAGACACUAGACAACCAUGUUUACAGCUAGAAUAUCACAAUUUAGCACUAAUUUCCCUUAAACGAAGCAGAAUCCCCAACAUUUUAUGCACAAACUGAAGCUGAAAACAAAAGAAAACAAGACAAAUUAAAAAAAACUUCUUAUUAUAUUGACGUAAUUUUGAUGAUGGACUCAAAAUAAUCAAAUAUUUCCCAUCUGUAGCUGUGACAUCGAGCACGGAAUAUAUGAAAGCAUAUAAACAAUUUAUUCGUUUAUAUUUUUAAUGUGUGUUUUCUGUGAUUGAAAAAUGUUUUGGCAGCGUGAUAGCGUCCAAUCAGAGCUCUUUAAAAUGCUAUCGGUGUGAAAAUGGAAGCUUUUAGAAACUGUUGAUGCCAAAAAACUAACCGAGUGUGUCUCUGAGGAAGAGAAGAAGCGACCCACGGUUGUUUUUCAUGUAACCAGACAGCUGCAGUCAUGCAUUUCCUGUAUUUAAGUAUUUAUUCAUCAGUUGUGGUAACGUCCACAUGACUCUAAUUCACUGGGGACUUCUUUUUUUUUUUUUUACACUGGAAAUAAAACAGCAGCCAACAAUGCAACCGGAUACAAA